This is a messenger RNA of Mya arenaria, 1137 nucleotides long. RefSeq names its product metalloproteinase inhibitor 3-like. Gene Ontology annotation, biological process: negative regulation of membrane protein ectodomain proteolysis; negative regulation of endopeptidase activity. Gene Ontology annotation, molecular function: metalloendopeptidase inhibitor activity; protease binding. Lineage: Eukaryota; Metazoa; Mollusca; Bivalvia; Myida; Myidae. The transcript is spliced from 6 exons. Bases 174 to 857 code for a protein of 227 amino acids. The record is from RefSeq and is a predicted model, not a curated record. Gene Ontology annotation, cellular component: extracellular matrix.
UGUUAAUCCUAUAGCUACAUAUUUUAGAGCAAUUGAAUUAAUAAUAGUGUUUAUUCACCUUUGUUGUUUUCUUUGUAUAUAACUAAGAACAUUUUCAAAACAGCGUAUAUUUGACUUUUAAAUUUAAAAAUACUGGAAAUACUACAGAUCUGUUACUGAAAUAACAGUGAGAUAUGGGGAUGUUACUAUACAGCCUUCUAGCACUUGUGGCUGGGGUAACAAGUGUGUUGGCAUGCUCCUGCGGAUAUUCACAUCCACAGGACACGUUCUGUAGUGUAGACUUUGUGUUCCUAGGUUGGCUGCGGUCAAAUGUGAAGGAAACAGAACCUAAUGGCUCAAUGACCAAGAAAUAUGAAGUCACCAUCAGGAAAGUCUUUAAAGCCAGACCCAAUGAUUUUGGGUUCAACGAAAACAUGACAGUUGGCAUCUUAUACACAGCAUCUCAUGACUCGCUGUGUGGAGUGGAAUUUUUGGAAAAACGAGUCAAGUUCCUUUUUACAGGCAGCUACGUGGAUAGUCAAUUGAACAUCGACAUCUGUACCACCAUCGGGAGCUAUGGUCAGGGCCCCAUGCCUUGGGCCUGGGUGUCUAAGAUGCAGAGAAAAUACCUCAAUAGAAUCUAUAGAGAAAAUUGUGAAUGUGUGGUAUUUGACACCAGCCCAUAUGCCUACAACAGUCCACAUUCAAGCAACAGCACUUGCAAGUGGGAUUCUAGAGGUGACCACAGUGAGUGCUAUGAAAGGCAGACGGCAUGCAUCAAGGACAGGAAAAGUCAUCUGGGAGACUGUAAAUGGCACAACAACCCCAAAAUGAAGGCUUGCAAACAAACAAAGUCAUCAGGCUUUCUAGAGCCCUGAAGUGAAAGCUCGUUCAGAAUGCUGGACUUGAACCCAUUGCUAGUGAUUGCAUCAAACUGCAAAAAUUCACAUGUAUUUCAUACUUUCUUAUGCUUUUGUGAAAUUCAAUCUGGUGAACAUAAUUUUUGUACACACAUUUUGGUAAUGGAGACCAUACAUGAACAAAAAGUGAAGCAUAAGCUCUUUUUAUUCAGCAGACUUUUAUUCAUUUGCAGUAGUUAUUUUAACUUCAUAUGAUGAACUGUUCAAUGUAUAAUUUUGUAUAAAUUAUGUUUUGAGA